AUGACAUCUCGCCUUGGCGUGGGGACCCAAGGCGCGUGGGUUCGAAACCCACAAGGGGACAACAUUGCAUCCGGAGCCAACUUCUCAGCUCCUAAAAUAAAGGAAUGUGAACCUGCCAAGGCUCUCCUCCGCGUCAUACAAUAUCUAAAAGGAACGAGCGACCUUGGCAUCUUAUACGAAGGCCCCAAGAACGAGAUCGAUGAAUUCCCCAACGCGUCAUAUCUGCCGAUAGGUUAUACAGAUUCGGAUUGGGCAGGACCGUUGAACGGCGAACGCAAAUCUACUUCAGGCUUCAUAUUCAAGUUAGCAGGUGCACCAAUUUCAUGGCGUUCGUCCAAACAACCUUGUGUUUCUUUAAGUUCAAAUGAGGCAGAAUACGUGGCACUUAGCGAAGCAGUACGCGAAGCAACGUGGUUGCGCAAUAUGAUGAUGGAACUAGGAUUCGUUACAGCAAAGGACCCCUUGCCUAUCAGGGCAGAUAACAAAGGUUCAAUCGACCUAGCUACCGUUGCCGCGAUCACGGCACGCAGCAAGCAUAUCGACACUCGCUUCCACUAUUCUCGCACGCAAUUGAACGAAGGCGUUAUUUCUAUUAAACACGUUCCCACUGAGGAUAUGGUAGCAGACGGAUUAACCAAACCUCUGGGCACAGUGGCAUUUAGGCGUUUCAUUGAUUUACUAGGACUUUUCGCUGGUAACACAUGA
Messenger RNA from Histoplasma mississippiense, 705 nucleotides. RefSeq lists its product with no specific name. The coding region runs from base 1 to 705 and encodes 234 amino acids. The record is from RefSeq and is a predicted model, not a curated record. The transcript has 4 exons. Lineage: Eukaryota; Fungi; Ascomycota; Eurotiomycetes; Onygenales; Ajellomycetaceae.